Molecule: messenger RNA, 3499 nt
Organism: Xiphias gladius (swordfish)
Lineage: Eukaryota; Metazoa; Chordata; Actinopteri; Istiophoriformes; Xiphiidae
Gene: keap1b
Product: kelch-like ECH-associated protein 1b
Exons: 7
Coding region: 1120-2997 (625 amino acids)
Molecular function (GO): protein binding
Source: RefSeq, a predicted model, not a curated record
ACUGCCUUUGCUCGUCAACGCAGGCGGGUCCAGCGCCGUGGAGGCGGUCUUUUAUUGUGAAAGCGAGAAGAGGCCGGCACAAUGCUUAGUCACGUUGUCAACUGAGCCAACAGCUUCCUAGUAAACACAGCAGUGCAAACAAAUUCCUUCGCUGGGAAACCUCAAGGAAGACGUCUCCGGAGAAAGCCACCGAACACCCCCCCUCAUCCCCAAGGGCUCCAAGUUACCCAUAUGACACUUUUGGCACUCAACUUUCUUUUUUUUUUUUUUUUUAGCUUUCAGAGUCGACAACCCUUCCACUGCCUCAUCUAUAGUAUCUGACUUUGCAGCUCUCAGCGGAAGCGUAGUUCUCUGAAGGAAGAUUUAAUUAUUACCUCUUAAAAGUAAGCAGUAAAUCAGACUUCUGUUUCCUCUCUGGAGCAACCAAUAUGCAGGACAGACCUGCCCCAGUGGUGAAUCUGACAAGCAUUUACAUUCAUCUACAAAUAUUUUUAUUUUUUAUCUUGGGGAUAUCUGAUUAAUUUCUUUAUCGAAAACUUUUUAGCAAUUUAAAUAAAUUUGGUGACAAGAAUCCUCAAAAAAACGAUGAUUCCCUAGAGAAGAGACAUAUUGCAAUAGAUAGUUUUUUUUUCAUUGUCAGGAUUGAUUGACAAUUUUCUGUCUACAUCCCCAAGAGUGGACACAAAACGCUGAACUAAGAGAGAUUCCUCUCUUGUACUUGUUCAGUUCGUAUUGUCACAAAAAUACUUAGAACUUGGUUCUGCAAAUUAACCCCCUGACAAAACCCAGAGGAAUCCUGAACACGCAAAGACAUUUUGAUUAUGUUAGAACUACAACAUCUUACAACACACCCAGACUUUACUGAAAGCUCACAAAGGAGUCUCUAGUAAUCCCAUAAUGAGCAAUAUGGCUGGACCCAGGUACUGAACAGGGAAAGGAAAUCCUCAUGUCCACAUAAAUCAGAUUUAAACGUGAACUCUUCCAUACAGAAAACAAUCAGGCAUAUCUAGGAGAGCCUUUCUUUUAUUUUACCCAUGCCUGCAUGUGGUGCAAGGAUGCCCCAUAACAGUGUCCGCUGUUCUUGAGAAAGAGGCUAAGGAGGAGGAGAAAGGGUAGGAAAUGACAGAGUGCCUGACAGAAUGCAAAGCGCUGGUGACUCCGUCCACGCGCAACGGCCACCGCGUCUUCAGCUACACGCUAGAGAGCCACACGGCAGCCGCCUUCGCCAUAAUGAACGAGCUGCGUCUCGAGCGUCAACUGUGCGAUGUCACACUGCGUGUGCGCUACAAAGACCUGGAGGCGGUGGACUUUGUGGCUCACAAGGUGGUGCUGGCCUCCUCAUCCCCGGUCUUCAGGGCCAUGUUCACCAACGGCCUAAAAGAGUGUGGUAUGGAGUUGGUGCCCAUCGAGGGGAUUCACCCCAGGGUUAUGGACAGACUGAUAGAGUUUGCCUACACAGCCAGCAUCUCUGUGGGGGAGAAGUGUGUGAUCCAUGUGAUGAACGGUGCUGUCAUGUACCAGAUAGACAGCGUGGUCAAGGCCUGUUGUGACUUCUUGGUCCAGCAGCUCGACCCCAGCAAUGCCAUUGGCAUCGCCAGCUUUGCUGAGCAGAUUGGUUGCACAGAGCUCCACCAGAAGGCCAGAGAGUACAUCUACAUGAACUUCAGCCAGGUGGCGACCCAGGAGGAGUUCUUCAACUUGUCCCACUGUCAGCUGGUCACCCUCAUCAGCCGCGAUGAGCUUAAUGUGCGCUGCGAGUCCGAAGUCUUCCAGGCGUGUGUGGCCUGGGUGCGCUACGACCGGGAGAACCGGCGACCGUACGUCCAGGCCUUACUCCAGGCUGUCCGCUGCCAUUCCCUCACCCCCAACUUCCUGCAGGCCCAGCUUCAGUCCCUGGACUGGGACCCCCAGUGUAAAGACUACCUGGCCCAGAUCUUCCAGGACCUCACCCUCCACAAGCCCACCAAAGUCAUUUCUUGCCGAACUCCCAAGGUGCCGCAGCUCAUCUACACAGCAGGGGGUUAUUUCCGUCAGUCUCUCAGCUACCUGGAGGCCUAUAAUCCCUGUGCAGGGACCUGGCUGAGGCUAGCUGACCUGCAGGUACCCCGCAGUGGCCUGGCAGCCUGUGUGAUCAGCGGGCUUUUCUACGCUGUUGGUGGAAGAAACAAUGCACCUGAUGGUAACAUGGACUCAAAUGCACUGGACUGCUACAAUCCUAUGAACAACUGCUGGCUGCCGUGUGCACCGAUGAGUGUGCCUAGGAACCGAAUCGGAGUUGGUGUCAUCGAUGGCAUGAUAUAUGCAGUUGGUGGAUCACAUGGUUGCAUUCAUCAUAAUAGUGUGGAAAGGUAUGAUCCAGAGAGGGACCAGUGGCAGCUGGUGGCCCCCAUGCUGACACGGCGUAUCGGUGUGGGUGUGGCGGUCAUCAACCGGCUGCUUUACGCUGUGGGGGGGUUCGACGGGGCCAACCGGCUCAGCUCCUGUGAGUGCUAUAACCCAGAGAGGGAUGAGUGGAAAACCAUGGCCCCCAUGAACACUGUCCGCUCUGGAGCUGGUGUUUGCGCACUGGGAAAUCACAUCUUUGUGAUGGGUGGCUACGAUGGCACAAACCAGCUGAACACAGUGGAGCGCUAUGAUGUGGAAACUGAUACUUGGAGCUUUGCUGCCUCCAUGAGGCACCGACGCAGUGCUCUGGGAGUCACAGCAUUACAUGGACGCAUCUAUGUAUUGGGGGGUUACGAUGGGAACACUUUCCUGGACAGCGUGGAGUGUUACGACCCAGAGAAGGACACCUGGUCAGAGGUGACACACAUGACAUCAGGGCGGAGCGGCGUGGGCGUGGCUGUUACCAUGGAGCCCUGCCAGAAAGAACUGCCCCCAUGUCAAACGUCUGAGAGGGAGAGUGGUGCAGCAUCCCCGGCCUAUCAAUCAGCCAACUGCGGUUUUGGCUCUCACCACAAUCAGAGGCACAGUGGGCCGUUCAGCAAAGGCACCUGAAGCUCAACGCUGUCACACAUGCAAAUAUACAAACGAGCACCCCAAAACUCAACUCUGUCUUUCCAAAUCAAAAAAAGGACCCUCACAACUGAUUACAGACAGAAGUGAGCCGAAACACCACGUGCUGCCUCACUGGUUCUAGAUGUCACAAUUUGAUGUGAAUUUAAAAAAAGAAAAGAAAAAAAAAAAGGCUAUCCCUCAGACAAAUUUCCAAGACCUGAAAUUUGAUUAAUUUGUUGGUGGUGAAUUGUGUUUCGCCAAAUCCGACUUUGACCUCAGUCCAUCUGUGUUCACAUCUGGCAUUUGAAGUCCUCAGUCGGACCAUCAUCUCCCAGCUUUGAGCUAUGGGAGGAAAGGGCUGCAUACUAAAACGGGCCAUUUAUGGGCUCAUAGAGUCAUCAGGGGAAAAAUUGGAAAAGUUUAAUCUGAAGGGAGGGAAAAAAAAUUAAAAUGAUCCCAUUAUGUAAAAAAAAAAAAAAAAAAAAAAUUAAAAAAAGAUUUU